This is a messenger RNA of Macroventuria anomochaeta, 459 nucleotides long. RefSeq lists its product as uncharacterized. The record is from RefSeq and is a predicted model, not a curated record. The coding region runs from base 1 to 459 and encodes 152 amino acids. The transcript has a single exon. Lineage: Eukaryota; Fungi; Ascomycota; Dothideomycetes; Pleosporales; Didymellaceae.
AUGGAAUGGUCCCACGACUUCUGUCUCUCCUGCGAUCGGCAGAUGGAGGGCGGCACCUACUGCUCGCAAGCCUGCAGGUUAGCAGAUCUAGAGAAGGCUGGUCAGCAACAGACCACACAGCUAUCAUCGUCUGCCUCUUCGACAUCCUCCUCCAACAACGGCUUCUACCUUCCUCCAGCUGUCAACUUCUCGCAAUACAAGGCACCAUCGACAUCACGAGGAUUUGACAUGGGCCCCUCAAGUCCGUACCACUACUACACUACCGCGAAUGGCUCGUACUUUGUUCCACCAACUGCGGGGACGCGUAGCCUGACACCAUCAUCAUCACGCUCAUCGCUGUCAUCCAACUCUUCGACAACGCAGUCGGGCAUCACCGCACAGGCGGCAUCGCAAUUGAACAACUACAUGCGAUCAUUCGAUCAGACACGAGAACAGAAGAGGAGGUACACCCAGUACUGA